AUGGAGGGGUGGAGGAGGUGGUUUCUGGAGCGCUGGAUGUCGAGUGCUUAUCAGCUCAGGCUGUGUGGGAAGAGGAUCGAUGGUGCCAUCAGGCUCUUACCCGGUUGGGCUAAAUCGAAUAGUGUCGGUUGUUAA
Molecule: messenger RNA, 135 nt
Organism: Aspergillus niger
Lineage: Eukaryota; Fungi; Ascomycota; Eurotiomycetes; Eurotiales; Aspergillaceae
Exons: 2
Coding region: 1-135 (44 amino acids)
Source: RefSeq, a predicted model, not a curated record